Trematomus bernacchii (emerald rockcod) is the source of this 2458-nucleotide messenger RNA. RefSeq lists its product as uncharacterized. The record is from RefSeq and is a predicted model, not a curated record. NCBI's taxonomy places the organism in Eukaryota, Metazoa, Chordata, Actinopteri, Perciformes, Nototheniidae. The transcript has 9 exons. Gene Ontology annotation, molecular function: integrin binding. Gene Ontology annotation, biological process: cell adhesion. Bases 151 to 2424 code for a protein of 757 amino acids.
AUGUGAAAACAGGCUGCGCUGCCAGCAUUGUUCGAGUCACUUCAAUAGAAAACCAAAAGACGGAGUGGACUCAUUUCACCUCCCGACUGCCUUUGGGGUUCAUGUUCGACGUCUGAUGGUUUUUCUCUUACUUCAAAAUAACUAGGAAAAAUGUUUUUCCAUUUGAUUCUUUUGGUUAUUUCUGUGAUGACGUUCCUGGCCAGCUCCCAUGAGCCCACCUGUGAUCAAAACUGUGCAGAUAAACCUCAGUUCACUCCAUCCAGACUGGUGGUGCAGUUUGGGAAGCCGACCUCCGCCCUCUGCUCCGUGUGUCAGCCUGGAUGCAAUGUCACUACAUUUGGUAUCGAAAGUCCUGUUGGAUCCUUGGCAAAAAAUGGAACUGAGAUUACAUGGAGGGUCAAGAAAAUGACUGAGUGGAUCAAUUCUCUAUCAUGCUAUUAUACCAAUGGCACUACUGAUGAGCAGUGUUGCAGCGACCUGCCUAUAACUGUCUACAAGCCUCCAGAGAAUGUUUCCUUCAGCGUUCACCCUGAUGUGCCGAUGUCUGAGGGUCAGCAGUACACUCUGCAGUGUGAAGUACGGGAUGUUGCUCCUGUGAAAAACCUCAGAGUGACUUUCUACAGAGGACAGACGGCACUGGGUGAACUAAAGAGCAGUAAGAUUAAAAAAGACGAGCCGAAACCAGUGAGUGAGGUCUUCACUUUGAACAUCACCUCCACUAAAGAAGAUGAUGGAGUCCAGUUCUGGUGUGAAGCAAAGCUGGAGCUGGGAGCUGAAGUGCCACAGCCUCCUCCAGUGGUGGAGUCAGAGAAACUCACUGCUGCUGUCCACUAUAAGCCUCAGCUAGAGGCAUCCGUACCUCCGGAUCCGAUCAUCAUCACAGAAGGAAACCCUCUGACGCUGAACUGCUCGUCUGUGGGAAACCCCUCACCAUCGUAUACAUGGAGAACGUCGGGAAUCACUUCCCCCUCCAGUGGCAUCGUCUUCAUCAUCAAAUCUAUAACUCAUGCAGAUGAAGGGUCGUACACCUGUUCUGUCAGCAAUGAAAAAGGAUCAAUCACUGUUGAGUUUAACGUGACGGUCCAAGAUUUGGCGUUACCUUCAACCACACUGCCGACAACAACAUCAACCCCGUCCACCACAAUGAUAACAACAACAUCAACCCCAUCCACCACAAUGAUAACAACCACAUCAACCCCGUCCACCACAAUGAUAACAACCACAUCAACCCCAUCCACCACAAUGAUAACAACCACAUCAACCCCGUCCACCACAAUGAUAACAACCACAUCAACCCCACCCACCACAAUGAUUACAACCACAUCAACCCCGACUACCACAAAGACAACAACAACAACAACAACAACAACAACAACAACAACUCCAAACAGAGAUCAAAACUGUGCAGAUAAACCUCGGUUCACUCCAUCCAGACUGGUGGUGCAGUUUGGGAAGCCGACCUCCGCCCUCUGCUCCGUGUGUCAGCCUGGAUGCAAUGUCAGCUUAUUUGAUAUUGAAAGUCCUAUUGGAGCCUUGACAAAAAAUGGAACUGAGGUUACAUGGACGGUCAACGAAAUGACUGAGUGGAUCAAUUCUCUAUCGUGCUAUUAUACCAAUGACACUACUGGUGUGCAGUGUUGCAGCGACCUGAAUAUAACUGUCUACAAGCCUCCAGCUAAUGUUUCCUUCAGCGUUCACCCUGAUGUGCCGAUGUCUGAGGGUCAGCAGUAUACUCUGCAGUGUGAAGUACGGGAUGUUGCUCCUGUGGAAAACCUCAGAGUGACUUUCUACAGAGGACAGACGGCACUGGUUGAACUAAAGACGGAAAAAGACGAGCCGAAACCAGUGAGUGAGGUCUUCACUUGGAACAUCACCUCCACUAAAGAAGAUGAUGGAGUCCAGUUCUGGUGUGAAGCAAAGCUGGAGCUGGGAGCUGAAGGACCACAGACUCCUCCAGUGGUGGAGUCAGAGAAACUCACUGCUGCUGUCCUCUAUAAGCCUCAGCGAGAGGCAUCCGUACCUCCGGAUCCGAUCAUCCUCACAAAAGGAAACCCUCUGACGCUGAACUGCUCGUCUGUGGGAAACCCCCCACCAUCGUAUGCAUGGACGUUCCCGUCAAGAACCACUUCCCCCUCCAGUGGCAGCGUCUUCUUCAUCAACUCUAUAACUCAUGAAGAUGAAGGGUCGUACACCUGUUACGUCAGCAAUGAAAAAGGAUCAAUCACUGUUGAGUUUGACGUGAAGGUCAAAGCCGACAACCUCGCUCUCAUCAUAGGUCUGGUGGUAGCAGCUGUUCUUCUGGCUGUCAUUGUGGGGGUGGCUGUAUUCAUCAGUUACCAUAAAUACUAUAAAGAGGGAGCGUACAACCUGUGGGAUCGUAUUCGUUUACACACAACACACAGUUCUAUUCCCACUGCUGAGUAAGUCUGCUGGAGACCAUGGUUGCAGUCGAAUAGUC